AUGUGUGCAGCAUCCCUGCGGUCGGCCUUACGGCCAUGUGCUGGAGCGUCCCUUGCUCGCGCGGGGAAAUCAUUUGUUGCUGUGACGUCGAAUUCACAAAUUCGACAAGCUACUUUCUUCGCGUCGCAAAACAAACGUCCGUCCGCUUACCAGCCGCGAUGGUCCUCUAUUUCCAAGCGAACUGCUACAACCUCGCCUGAGUCACCUCCCUCCGAGUCCGUGCCCACCACCCCAUACUCCGCAUUGACUGUGGGAGUCCCUCUGGAAAUUUUUCCUGGGGAACGCCGUGUGGCAAUAACCCCGCAAAAUGUCGCCCUUCUUCUGAAAAAGGGAGUCUCUCGUGUGCUCAUCCAACGCGGUGCCGGCGAGGGGGCUCAGCUCCUAGAUCAUGCCUACGAAAAGGCCGGUGCGACAAUGGUCGACCGGGAUGCAGUCUGGUCUCAGAGUGAUAUUGUUUUGAAGGUCCGCAGCCCACAAUCAGAUGGCCCCUUCAAUGAAAUUCAGGCUUUACGCAAAGACUCGACGGUUAUCUCUUUCAUGUACCCUCUCCAGAAUAAGCCCCUCGUUGAUGCGCUCGCAGCUCGUGGGGUUACUUCCUUCGCAAUGGACCGCAUUCCUCGGAUUUCUCGUGCGCAAACGUUUGAUGCUCUUAGCUCAAUGGCCAACAUCGCAGGUUACAAGGCAGUGCUGGAGGCUUCUAACCACUUCGGUCGCUUCUUGACUGGUCAGGUUACUGCAGCUGGAAAGAUUCCCCCAAGUAAGGUUCUCGUUAUUGGUGCUGGCGUAGCUGGUUUGAGCGCAAUCGCGUCGGCCCGUCGCAUGGGUGCUAUCGUUCGUGGCUUUGAUACCCGUCCUGCUGUUCGCGAGCAAGUCCAGUCUUUAGGCGCCGAGUUCAUCGAGGUUGAUUUCCAAGAGGAUGGCUCAGGCCAGGGUGGAUACGCUAAAGAAAUGUCCAAGGAAUUCAUCGAAGCUGAAAUGAAACUGUUCAUGGAGCAAGCUAAAGAGGUUGAUAUCAUCAUCACCACGGCCCUGAUCCCCGGCAAGCCCGCACCGAAGCUCAUCACCAAGGAAAUGGUCGCUGCAAUGAAGCCUGGCUCUGUCAUCGUUGAUCUUGCGGCAGAGGCAGGUGGAAACUGCGAAGCUACCGUUCCCGGGGAGCUGAGCAGCUACAAGGACGUUACUAUCAUCGGCUACACGGAUCUUCCCUCGCGACUCCCGACUCAAUCUUCCACGCUAUACUCGAAUAACAUCAUCAAGUACCUCCUCUCUAUGGCUCCCCAGGAGAAGUCGUUUGGUAUUGACUUUAAAGAUGAAGUCGUGCGUGGUUCUAUUGUAACCCUGAACGGUGAGAUCAUUCCCCCUGCUGCACCGGCUGCUCCACCUCCAACCCCAAAGCCCGAGGCACAAGCUGUCGCGGCGAAGGAGGAAGUGGCCUUGACGCCAUGGCAAAAGGCAACCCGCGAUGUGGCUGCGGUCACAGGCGCAAUGGGCACGACUUUGGCUCUCGGAAAGGCAACUGGUCCAAUCUUUAUGGGCAACAUGAUGACCUUUGGACUUGCUGGCUUGGUCGGCUAUCGCGCCGUGUGGGGUGUAGCCCCUGCACUCCACUCGCCGCUGAUGAGUGUCACCAACGCUAUUUCGGGUAUGGUCGGUAUUGGCGGACUGUUCAUUAUGGGAGGAGGCUAUGUGCCGACUACAAUCCCUGAAUAUCUCGGCGCUGCCUCUGUACUUCUGGCAUUUGUGAAUGUUUCCGGCGGCUUUGUGGUCACGAAGCGUAUGCUGGAUAUGUUCAAGCGUCCAACUGAUCCUCCCGAGUACCCGUGGCUGUACGCCGUGCCUGCUGUGGUGUUUGGCGGUGGCUUCAUCGCAGCUGCUACCACAGGCAUGUCUGGUCUGGUUCAAGCUGGAUAUCUGGUUAGCACACUUUUGUGUAUGGGCUCAAUUUCUGGGCUAGCAUCGCAGCAAACCGCGCGACGAGGCAAUAUCUUUGGUAUCCUGGGAGUAGUCUCCGGUAUUCUGGCUUCAUUGGCUGCGGUUGGCUUCUCUCCUGAAACGCUUACACAGUUUACGGCGGUUGCUGGAACAGGAGCUGUGAUCGGAGGCUUGAUCGGCCGUCGCAUCACGCCAACAGGUCUUCCCCAAACGGUUGCUGCUCUCCACUCGGUGGUGGGAUUGGCUGCUGUUCUGACUAGUGCUGGAAGUGUCAUGGCCGAUAUCGGCGAUAUUACAACUCUACACCUGACGACCGCCUACCUGGGUGUUCUGAUUGGUGGUGUCACAUUUACUGGAUCUAUUGUCGCUUUCCUGAAGCUGGCUGGACGCAUGUCCUCCCGGCCGACGAUCCUGCCUGGCCGACACGUUAUCAAUUCCACACUACUGGGCAGUAACAUUGCCACCAUGGGAGCGUUCAUUACAAUGGCACCAGGAAGCCCUGCAAUUGCAGCUACCUGUCUGGGUGCAAGCACCAUCCUCAGUUUCCUAAAGGGAUUCACCACGACAGCAGCUAUUGGUGGUGCUGAUAUGCCUGUCGUCAUCACGGUGUUGAACGCUUAUUCCGGAUUCGCCCUCGUGGCCGAGGGUCUGAUGCUCGACAAUCCACUUCUCACCAGUGUCGGCUCUUUGAUUGGUGUCAGCGGUUCUAUUCUCUCCUACAUUAUGUGCGUCAACAUGAAUCGGUCGUUGGCAAAUGUUCUCUUUGGUGGUAUCUCGAGUCCUGCGGCGCAGAAUCAGAAGAAGAUUGAGGGCGAAGUCACACAAACUAGCAUCGAUGACACAGUGGAAGCUCUGUCAGGUGCUGAGAAUGUCAUCAUUGUCGUUGGUUAUGGUAUGGCUGUUGCCAAGGCUCAGUAUGCUCUUUCGGAGAUUGUUCGCCUGUUGCGUUCCCGGGGCGUCAACGUUCGCUUUGCCAUUCACCCUGUUGCGGGCCGAAUGCCUGGCCAAUGCAAUGUUUUGCUUGCUGAGGCAUCUGUUCCAUACGAUAUCGUCUUGGAGAUGGAGGAGAUCAAUGAAGACUUCUCUGACACCGAUGUCACUCUCGUCAUCGGUGCCAAUGAUACUGUGAACCCCAUCGCCAUGGAGCCAGACUCUGCUAUCUCCGGCAUGCCUGUCCUCCACGCAUGGAAGAGUAAGGAGGUUAUUGUGAUGAAGCGUGGAAUGUCCAGCGGAUAUGCGGAUGUUCCAAACCCCAUGUUCUUCAUGCCCGGUACGCGAAUGCUAUUCGGUGAUGCUAAGACUUCUUGCGAUGCUAUCAAAGCUGCCCUGGAGGCACGCAAGUAG
Messenger RNA from Penicillium paradoxum, 3276 nucleotides. RefSeq names its product putative nicotinamide nucleotide transhydrogenase. Gene Ontology annotation, molecular function: NADP binding; NAD binding. Lineage: Eukaryota; Fungi; Ascomycota; Eurotiomycetes; Eurotiales; Aspergillaceae. The transcript has 5 exons. Bases 1 to 3276 code for a protein of 1091 amino acids. Gene Ontology annotation, biological process: NADPH regeneration; proton transmembrane transport. The record is from RefSeq and is a predicted model, not a curated record. Gene Ontology annotation, cellular component: mitochondrial inner membrane.